This is a messenger RNA of Schistosoma haematobium, 6586 nucleotides long. RefSeq names its product biogenesis of lysosome- organelles complex 1 subunit 1 (gene BLOC1S1). The record is from RefSeq and is a predicted model, not a curated record. NCBI's taxonomy places the organism in Eukaryota, Metazoa, Platyhelminthes, Trematoda, Strigeidida, Schistosomatidae. The transcript has 2 exons. The coding region runs from base 5992 to 6351 and encodes 119 amino acids.
AUGACCCUGGUAUUAACAUGUCUUAUCUUUUGCUUCCAUCUAGGACUGAUCAUUUGAAAGGACAUUCGACGAAAGUUCAAAAACCGAGAUCAAAUCGUUUACGUCUGGAGUUUCGUUUCUCGCACCGAGUAGUGAAUUACUGAAAUUCUCUGCCGGAACACGUAAUACUAGCACAUUCUAUUGAUAUAUUCGAAACGAGAGUGAAACUCCUUAUCGUUGAAAACUGCAAAGAUUAAUAUAGGUCGAUGGACCUCCUAUCCUUAUCACUGAGGUCUGAAAAAAAUUGGAUAAUGAUCGCUCUCAAGUAUGUUCUUCGGCGGCCUUUUGGUUGAAUUCUACAAAUCACAAGUAUUCACUCACUAGUUUUUCCAAAACAUUUGGAAUCACUGAGUGAACCUAUCUAAUGUUACACACUGUAUUUAUGAUAUUUGUUUGAUGGGCCCAGUCUCUCUAUUUUUGGUGAAAUUUUAGGAAAGCCAUCAUAGGAAAUUUUCGGGAAAUAGCACAAAACCCCCCAAAUUUUACCUAGAAUCUUAUGACACUUUGGGAAAACCCAUCUACUCUCUGUGAUUUGACCUCAAUAUUUUUUUUCGCAUUUUUGGGACGUUCUUCACGAUUCCGGGUUAUCUCCAAGACCAUAUGGUCUGAUGCGUUUUCCCCUUUAUUUCCCCUUUCGCUACCGAAGCAUUUACCCCUUUAUUUCCCCUUUCUUCGCCUUUAUUUCCCCUUUUUGGGUUGUCUGGGAUUAGUGGUCUGUACCCAAGCUGGCAACUUUUGGGAAAUUUUGGGGAAAUCCCCAAAGUGAAAGAGCCUUCCCCAAAAUUUCCCAAAAAAUGAUUGUACAGAAAAUCCUGUUGACUUAAUAACAUGUGCACAAAAGUUACUACGCACCCAUUCAAUUUUAUUUUCAGUUAACUUUUCAAAGUGAACGCGAUUCCAAAGCAAUUGAACCAUAGUUGAUAAGUAGAAUCAAUCUGUCGCGAUAGAUAAGCAUUGCCGUAAUCAAAACAUUGGUGCGCUAUAAGUGGAAAUGUUUAACAAAGUUAAAAAAGCAAUUUCCCCACCAAUAAAUAAUGUCCUCGAAUUCUUAACAGUUGCUAAUGCGUUUCCGUUGCAUAUAUCAGGUUGGUGUUGAACUUUCAUUCAGUGUUCUACAAAAAGAAGUUACUCUUCUGCAUUUCAAACGCAGUAUCGAAACAGCCAAAUUACCAAUAAUAGACAAACGAAUGCCCUAUAUCAUAGCAAUCAUCCAACCUAUGAAUCCAUAAUGCGAUGUGAAAGGUUGACUACGUACCGCUGGUAUAACAAUAAUGUUUGCUAAACUAGAAAAAUUACAGUUAGGUCCGUGAACACUUGCGAAACUAGAAAAUUGGGUCCCACAUUGUAGCAACGACAAAGUACACUUUGGACGUACAUGGCCAGUUCAGGAAUUCACACCCAAAAAAGGUCCAGAAUUUCGUUGACCUUCCUUACAGUUAUGUCACCAUCAUCUCAAAUGCAACUCUGUCUAGCUGUUGCUUCAUUGAGAGAUGAACAGGUGGAGACAUUUCAGUAGUGAAACCACCUACAAUUUGUUAAUAAAAAACCGGAACUAUGCAAUUUGCUUCACUCACUCAGUCAGUCAGCUACAACGUAGGACCAGGCACAUAUAUGCAUCGGUCCAAGUUGCCAUACCUCAUUAACACAACAAGAUGGACACCGGAUUCAUAAAAGUAGUUAAUUCAGAGGUGGUAAUAUAUAAAAGAAAGAUUGCAAUAAGGAUAUAGUACAGGAAGAAAGAAUUAGUUCUUAGAGAGAAAGAUAUGAAUCAAUUUUAAUCUCUUAGUUUAAGAGAAGACAGAGAGUGUAUACACCGACGCCAUUGUGAUGGAUUCUGAGCCAUGUCACCAAGAGUCUCCAACUACUGGUUACGAUAGUCACGCGGACCCCAGCUAAGUAGUCUGCAUCUACCAACAUGGCUCAAACUAGUAGUUAGUGACUUCAAGGACUGAUGUCACGUUUUGGUUUGGCCGCCCCUAACUUUAUUCCAACCAUCUCCAACACCGGUUAGCAUUGCACGUCGUGGUAGUCGGUGUUCAGGCAUACGUAACACGUGGCCCAACCAUCUCAGUCGAUGAAGAUUCAUAACCUCAUCAACUGAUUUACCAUCAUUCCCUAAUACCCUGCGUCUAACCUCACUAUUACUUACCCGGUGAUCCCAGCAGACGCCAGCAAUAUUUCUAAGGCAUCUGUGGUCAAAUACUAAUAGCUUACGAGUGUCUUCUACUCUUAAUGGCCAUGUUUCGCUGCCGUAAAUUAAAACAGAACGGACUGCCGCGCAGUAUACUCGUCCUUUUAUUGAUAGACGGAUAUCUCGCCUUCGCCAUAGGUGGCGCAAGUUGGCAAAGGCCAAUCGAGCUUUUCGAAUCCGUGCUGAGAUUUCGUCCGAUACCAACACAUUAGGGCUGAUCAGACUUCCAAGAUAAGUGAAGUUGUCAACGCGUUCGACUACUUCACUCCCUAUCCUUAGUUCAGGUGUUGACGCAGACCAGUCCUGAAGCAACAACUUGCAUUUAGAGGGAGAGAAGCGCAUUCCAAACAUUCUGGCAUUGUUGCUCAGUGCUACCAGAAGACUCUGCAUUUUGUCAGAGUCUUCACCAAACAGGACUAUGUCAUCUCCAUAUUCUAAGUCGAUAAGUGGACCUCCUGGUAGAAGAUCAAUGCCCAAAAAUUCAGUCUACGUGAGCGUUAUUUCCAUCAGUAGAUCUAUGAUGAAGUUAAACAAAAAUGGGGAAAGUGGACAGCCUUGACGGACACCACUUGAGGUUGUAAAAUUAGAUGACAGUUCACCAUAAGCUAUGACUCGACUAGUAGUGUUCGAGUAAAGAGCCUUCACAAGGUUUAUGUACUUCUGGGGUACGCCUUUCAAUGACAGACACUGCCACAGAAUCUCGCGGUCUACCGAGUCAAAUGCUGCUUUUAAGUCGAGAAAGACCACCAUUGUCGGACGCCGAUAAGUAUGCCUGUGUUCUAGAAUCUGACGAAUGGUGAAUAUGUGGUCGGUGCAGCCACGACCAGGUCUGAAGCCAGCUUGAUUUUCUCGUGUUUUCAGUUCACGAGUCUUAGUUAGGCGUCUGAUAAUUAUCGAGGCUAGUAUUUUAGAUAUUAUAUUAGUUAGACUAAUCCCUCUGUGGUUGUCACAGGAUGAUUUUGACCCUUUCUUAUAUAUUGGGACGAUAAGUGAUUGUGACCAGUUAGAUGGAAUAACGUCUAACUCCCAGAUUUUAGCUAAAAUAUUAGUCAACCUAAUCGCCAAAAUUGGACCACCAUCCUUAAAGACCUCUGGAGCCAAUCCAUCUGGACCAGCUGCCCUUCCUCGUUUUAGAUUAACUAUAGCCUUUUGAACUUCAGCAAGAGUUGGGGGACCUACUUCAAUGUUCCAUUCACACUGUCUGGGAAUGGAGGGUAGUUGUAGAGUAGCUGAAGGCCAGCUGAACUGUUCUCUGAAAUGUUCCGCCCAUCGUUCUAAACGCCUGGACUGGGAGCAGAUGAGUGUAUCGUCUUUUUCCGAUAUAAUCUCACUUACACUUGACUUAUUAAUUCCAGUUUCUUUUAUUAGUCUGUAAAGCUGUCUUGUGUUCCCUAUAGUCGCCGCCUUUUCCAUCUCUUUUGCUUUCGUUGCCCACCACUGCUCACGGUCGUUUCUUAGACUUUUUCUUAACCUAGAUCUGAUUUGUUGUCGCUCUUUAUCAUGUUCGGAACCUGAUGGGACGAGUUUGCGAGAAUCCAUCAGUGUGAUAGACUUUGAAGAAAUCCACUGGUUCUUUGUAACUCUGUGGUUUAAUUCACUAAUAGAUGUCACUGCUGUUUCCACAGCUGUUUGUAUAGCUUUCCAAGCAACAUCUGGGUCAGCCUCGUCUUCAGAACUACCUAAGUGUGACCUCAGUUGUUCCUGGAACCUACUUUUGGUUUUCUCGUUACUCAACUCAGUUCUAGCGGGUCUUUUCAGUGUGGCUUUUUUGCGUCCAGUGAGGCGCAAGCAGAUGCGUGCCCGUAUUAGGGCGUGGUCGGAAUCCAAGCAGGUGCUCCAGAAUGAACGACAAUCUUCUACCGACCCUCUCCAACGAUGACUGAUGGCAAUAUGAUCUAGUUGAGUCCAUCGUUGAUUUGAUGUAGGGGGUCGCCAUGUUAGACGAUGUCUCUCCUUAUGCUUAAAAUUUGUGUUUGCUAAAAAUAAACGAUUGUCUGAGCAUAGUUGCAGCAGACGAUCACCAUUAUCUGUUCGCUGUGUCGGAAUACUAAAAUAUCCACCUAAAUGCCUUUCUGUUUGGUUUAAACUACCUAUCUGAGCAUUAAAGUCACCCCCUACGAGUACUAUGUCUGAGUGUUUAGCUUUCUGCAGAAGUUCGGACAGCUUUCUGUAAAAUUCAUCUUUCACUUCAUCUGAGCUGCAGUCAGUGGGAGCGUAGGCAGAAACGACAAAAAGGCAACGACGUGUGUCCCUAUCCUUCCGAGUUCUUACGUAGCCGUUUAGCUGAACAGCACAUAAACGACUGUUGACGGGGAUCCACUCUAACAGUGCUUGUUCGGCCCUCAUGUUUAGUGCUAUGCCUACACCUGCCAGUCCACGAGAACUGGCCAUCGGGUCACCAGAUACACGGAGGGUGUAUCUCAUUGGCUCUCCGUUUUGACGAGGUGAGGUCAAGUGAAUGACCACACUGGAAUCCUGUAUGCGUGUUUCGGAGACACAGCAUACAUCAAUGGUAAGAGACUCUAGGGUUUUAGCCAGGGAAGCCUGCUGACCGAAUUGACAUAGGGUUCGUACGUUGAAGGCUCCAAUGUGUAGUUUGGAGCGAGGUUUCAGUAGACCUGGGGCAGUGUUUUGAGCACUAGGAUCGUUGGCUUUGGUGACACUUGAGGAGGAAGCCGAAAGAGGAAAUUUAGAGUUGAAAGUCGAUGUAGGAAGAAUAAUAGGAAUGGAAGAGAGAGGUUGAUUAUGAAUACAGUGAUCUUGAGUGCUGUUAGAGGUAUGAGGGCGGUUAUCACUUCCCGGUUGCCCAAACCGUGGAAGGGUUGUUCUGGAGGUACCUGAAAGGGAAAUUGGAUUAGAGGUGAUCUUAGUGACCUGGGAGCGUGACCGCAGUGCCCAAAGGACAACUGCUUGAGGUCAGUCACACACGACCUUUUUAUGGGUGAUUUUUGUGUUAGCUCCGUACUUGUUGAGACCUUACCGCCGAAGACGGAUAUCCGUGGGAUAAGGUGAGGUGUGCAUUUUUAGAGUCAACCUUUUCUAACCCCACCCCUCCUUGUGAGAAGGCAGCAUCGCUGUCAUGCUGGUUGUCUGAAGGAAACACUUUACUGCUGUCACACCUCUGUACAGUCAGCAGUACGACUUCACCUUCGGACCUUGGGUUUGUUGCUUUUAGUCUAACCGCUCUUCAAUCGACCUGUCUGACAUGGUAGGACCUUGAGGAACGGUUGUUCCAGCCAGUAUAGCUCGGUUGCUUCAUCACGAUAGGCAAGCCCGACUACCGCGUCAAGGUAGCAACAACGGUCGGGAUUUGCUUCACUAGGUAAUUAAUGAACGUAACUACAGGACGCAAUGGCAGAUUCUGGGACAAUACUGCUACACUAGUCCAGCAAUCUAGGGUGUAACCCCUCACCAGUUGAUAUUAUUUGGAAUGCUUUACAUAACCCACGUUUAUGUGGAUCGAACGACAUAAGUUUGUCCUUGCAUCAACACCAGGCUGAUUAGUUGUCAAUAGUAGCAGACGAUCGGUAUCAAAAAGUUGAUUGCUAACAUGCACUAGUAAUCUAUCUCAUGCUUUGACGAUUUAUUGCGGCAUGAAGAGUUGACUUUUUAAUGAACGCAUGCGAGCUAAUCUUCAAGAGCCUUAUAAUCAAUGUUAUUUUAUGGUAUUUUCCCAUGUUUUUUCUCAGUUAACUAGGAGUCAGUUACACGUUGCCUUAGGUCAACUGAUUGAUCCAAGAACGUUCGUGUUGGAGUGUUGAAUGUUAUCUCUAAUUUAUAAGGAAUACCAACAGGAAAAGACUCUUAGAAAAGCUCAGCUGGAAACGAAAAAGCAAACUAUGCUUGUUUCAAUUGAUGAGAUGACAAAUGGAUUAUUAACCAGAAUCGAUGAGAAUGUGUCAAAAGCAUAUAUAAAUCAGCAUCGACUAAACAGUGAAUUCAAAGAGUUAAUAACUCAAUUACAUAUUUAUCAGAACCAUGUCAAUAUAUGGCUAAAGCUUGUUUCCGAUAUUCGUAAUGUACUUAAAGAACUGGGUGAUGUUGAAUGUUGGUCCAUGAAAAUGGAACAAGAUGCAAUGCUAAUUGAUAGUUGUCUACAAACAGUGCUCAGUCGUUAUUGAACACUAUUUUCCAUGAUUAUAAAAUUUGAUAUGGUUGUUUUAAGUGUAUACAUUUGGUAAUUUCUAAUUUCCUAUUAUCUUAUUUUAAAAUCAUAGUAUUUACUUGACAUUCAAUCAAAAUGAUAAAAUAAUUGAGCAGAUGGUAUUCUUUUGUAUAUAAAUAAAUUGCAAAAAAAUCUAUGGAUAAUAUCGUCUAUUAAAACUUUUCGAUAAUAAUAUGUACACAUAAUUAUCU